AUGAAUAAUAUCAGCUUAUCUACUUUCAACGUAGGGUAUUUCAUGGGCCAUGUUGAAAUCGACAGACUUCUGAUCGCUUCUUCAGGCAUAAAGUACAUUCAUCCAGCGAACAUAUCGUCGAUACAAAAAGGAAAUGUGCCACUGAUUAAAGAACUUUAUUUAAAUUUUAACAUCUUGAGUAACAUUCCAGGGUAUGCUCUACGUGGUUUUGAAAAACUGCAAGUCCUGAACCUUCAAGGGAAUCGUAUAUCGAGCAUCAAUAAUGAAUCAUUUUGUGGCUUACAUUCACUGGUAUACCUCAGUUUGUCUUGGAAUAAAAUAAGUUCACUUCCCCGCGCUUCGUUCGCUUGUGCUUCAAAUCUCCUGAAAAUUGAUUUGUCACGUAAUUACCUCGCGACAUUGGAUCCACAAUGGUUUGACGGAUCCUUGUUUCUUCGUAGCUUGUUUAUAGAUCAAAGUGGCAUCCGUAGCAUUAUGGUCGGACCGUGGAAGGCAACUAAUCUCCAGACUCUUGUUCUUACAAGAAACAAUCUUGAUUCCCUUUAUCAUGAAACCUUCACUGGGUUGUCAAAUUUGAAAGCACUUAAUCUUUCUCGCAAUGCCAAUCGUUUUCGGAUGUCAGAGGACGCCCUCAUUUCAGUAAGUUCCUUAGAAUUCCUCGACAUGUCGAAUUUGAAACAAUUUACCAUGAAAUGUUCGUUUAGAAAUAUGCAACAUCUACUUAAUCUGGACUUGUCAAAUAACCAGUUGAAAAUUUCAUCACGUGACCAGUUUACGAACACAUCUGCGCUGAAGGUUCUCGAUAUGUCGGCAUCACAUCUCAAAGCUGAAGAUUUAGUUGAUAUACAAACAGGGACAUCGUUGUUUUCAGGUUUGGUCUCCUUGCAGACCCUUAUACUACGAUACAACUCUUUAGAUACUCUGCAUGCUCUUUCUGGCAUAUUCACCCCGCUUGGAAGUCUUGUUGAGCUAGACUUAACAAGUUGUCGUAUACGACAAGUUGCGUCAGGAACAUUUGCAAACUUAACGACCUUGCUUCAGCUCUGUCUGCCUGAAAAUAAAAUAACCAGCAUUUCCAAGGACGCUUUUCAAGGUUUGCACAAUUUACGGUUGGCCAUCGUUGGUUACCAUGAGAUCACUGAAGAUCGAGAUCCGGAGGACUAUGAAUUCCAACUCAACCUCAUGUUCCACGAAGACGAUGAAUGGUGGGUAAAUGACUGCAUGAAACCUUUUCUGGAGCAGAGGAUGCCUCAUCUGGAGCGCGUCAUAUUUGGCGAUGCCGAUCUUCACCCAGGAUUGUUCUACUUGAACGCCAUCUACGACGUCAUCGAAAACAGCCACAAGACAAUAUUGUUGCUUAGCAACCAGUCUGUGGACGAUGCCUGGUACAUGACCAAGCUCCGUAUGGCAGUGGAGCACAUGAAUGACACCAAGUUGGAGAAGGUCAUCUUGAUUUUCCUUGAAGACAUCGAUAAUGACCAUCUACCGUACCUUGUUAGGCUCUUGCUGAGUCGAAACAAGCCUUAUUUGUUGUGGACAGAGGAUGAAGAAGGUCAAGAGAUCUUCUGGGCAAAGGUCCAGAAGAGCAUGAGAUCAAACCGGCAAAUGAACAAUGUUAUACCCGUUUAA
Strongylocentrotus purpuratus (purple sea urchin) is the source of this 1629-nucleotide messenger RNA. RefSeq names its product toll-like receptor 13. Gene Ontology annotation, biological process: signal transduction. The record is from RefSeq and is a predicted model, not a curated record. Bases 1 to 1629 code for a protein of 542 amino acids. NCBI's taxonomy places the organism in Eukaryota, Metazoa, Echinodermata, Echinoidea, Camarodonta, Strongylocentrotidae. Gene Ontology annotation, molecular function: protein binding. The transcript has 2 exons.